GGCAACAUGUUAUCAAAAAGCGGAGUUUACAAAAAGUUUACAAGGUUGCGAAUGUUGUUCAUAAUUACUUAAACUUCUUAAUUAGUUAUGAACAACGCAGUGGGAUUGCUGAAUUUGUCAUACAUCUGAAAUAUCAUUAUUAAAUUCCAAGUAAAUAUUUCCAUUAUUUGUAUGAUUUGAAGUCUUUAACAUGUUUCAAGAAUUCGAGAGCAUUAAGUUUUCUAAAAUUAUUAGUCACAAUUCAGAUGCUUGUGCAUCUUUUAGCCCCGGUGGAUUAGCACUGGCAUACGCUGCAGAAAACCAGCUUUAUAUUUGGAAUAUCGGAUCUAAAGAAAUAAGCCAGUUAUUUGUUUGUGAUCAUGCAAUUGAUUUUAUAGAGUGGUCACCAGAUUCUGAAUUAAUCUAUUGUAUUAUAAAAAAAGAAAAUUUAGUGCAGGUAUGGAAUCUUAAUUGUUUGUCUUGGAGAGGUAGAAUUAAUGAGGGUUGUUUAGCAAUUACUCAUGCAUCUUGGGCUCCUGACAGCCGACACAUUCUUAUUCUUUGUGAAUUUCACGUGAGUCUGAAAAUAUGGUCAAUUACUUCUGAGACAUGUGUGGAGAUUGAGAGUCCUAAACCUAUUGAAAACUGUUUUGCAUUUUCAUCCUGUGGGAAAUAUUUUAUUGUAGCUAAUAGGCCAAAAUUGAAAGAUUAUCUUUCUGUAUAUGCCUGUGACACAUGGCAAAUAAUAAAGAAUUUUCCUGUUGAUACCAAAGAUCUUUCAUCUAUUCAGCUUUCUUCUGUUGAUCUAGUCAUUGGUGUCAUAGAUGCAUUAGUUGAAUAUAAAAUAUUAUUUUAUUCUAUUGAUGGGAGGCUGUUAGGAAAAUACACAAAAGAAGGACAUAUAGGACCAUAUUCACUUUCUUGGAACCCAACAGGAAAACUUGUUGCUGUAGGAGAUAUUGGAGGUAUAACGCUGCUUCAAAGUUUGGAUUACAAGUUAAAAACAUCCUGCCAGAAUUUAACUGUUUUGGGAUCUGAAAAUAUUGUAUUGUACAACAAAAGUGAAAAAUCUGAUAUGAUGAAUUCCUCAAACAAGUUUGCUUCAAGAUGUGAAAUAUAUGAUGUGAUUAAAAGAAGACCCAUAUCUAUUUUGCAAUUGCUGGGGGAGAUAGAGAAACCAGAUAUGAAACAAACAAUGAAAACUGGAGUUCACAUCCUUCAAUUUAGCAGUGAUGGGCAGUAUUUAGCAUUUGUGCAUGGUCUUACACUCAGAGUUAUAUAUCUGUUUCAUGUUGAAAAACUGCAGUUGUCUGAUAUUAUAAUCCAGAAUCAAAAUGUAAAAAGUUUGUGCUGGCAUCCUAAGCAAAACUUUUUAAUCAUUUGUACUGGAUCGGAUACUUUAAAUAUGUGGACGCCAAAUUAUUGUAUUUGUUUUAUGUCACCAUAUGAAGAUAAAUUUUCUAUAAUUAAAGCAUCAUGGCAUCCAAAAGAAGACUUCUUAAUUUUAAAUAGCAAAGAGUGUUCUUCAUUAUUAUACUUACCUGGAAGUUUUUAAGGAACCUGAACAUUUGAUUUAACUUUUUGAUUCUGUAUUAUUUUAUGUUUAAUGAUUUUUGAAAUUGUAAAAGAAUAGUAUUUAUAAAAUUUAUUACAAGAAAUGAC
Molecule: messenger RNA, 1641 nt
Organism: Stegodyphus dumicola
Lineage: Eukaryota; Metazoa; Arthropoda; Arachnida; Araneae; Eresidae
Product: WD repeat-containing protein WRAP73-like
Biological process (GO): microtubule anchoring at mitotic spindle pole body
Cellular component (GO): microtubule organizing center; MWP complex
Molecular function (GO): protein binding
Source: RefSeq, a predicted model, not a curated record